CUAUGAGUGAAAACUAAAAUCAUACAAAACUGGAUCAACACUGGGAAGACGAAGAUGAAGCUCUACCAGCAACUGACGAGCACUUAAAUAUUGCCGAGUCUCAAUUACGGCAUAUGUUAGCUUUUAUACGACAAGAAGCAUGUGAAAAAAUAAAUGAAAUAGAAACCAGAACUGAAGAAGAUUUUAGCCUUGCAAAAGGAAAGUAUGUACAAAAUGAACGUUUAAAAAUAAUGCAACGUUAUAAAAAAGAGGAAAAGAAGGAAUUGGUUGCACAAAAAAGGGAAUUAUCUAGACUUGAAAAUGCAAGUCGAUUAAAAGUAUUAUUUAGAUGUCGUGAAAUUGUCGAUGAUAUUAUUGAAGAAGCCAGACGAAAUCUAUCACAAUUUUCACAUCAUGGCACUGAAGUUUAUCAAAAAAUGUUAAAAUCACUUAUUUUAGAAGGAAUUUUAAUGAUUCUGGAAUCACAGGUGAUAUUAACCAUACGUGCAAAAGAUAAAACCUUUGUAAAUAGUAUACUAGAUGAAUGUGUUAAAACAUAUGUAGAAGAAACGGGAAAACCAUUGGAGCUACGUUUAGAUAAACGAUUUUAUUUAAAUGAAAAUGAAAAUGGUGGUGUAAAAUUACGGGAUAGAAGAAGUCGUUUAAUUAUUGACAAUACAUUAAAUACACGAUUUAAUCUAAUUAUUACGAAAAUGCAACCACAUAUACGUGCAACAUUAUUUGGUCAAGAUACUCGAAUUAUUAGUGUAUCGAAUUUUCGGGAUUAG
Messenger RNA from Chrysoperla carnea, 767 nucleotides. Its product is annotated as V-type proton ATPase subunit E-like. The transcript has 4 exons. The coding region runs from base 114 to 767 and encodes 217 amino acids. Gene Ontology annotation, molecular function: proton-transporting ATPase activity, rotational mechanism. Gene Ontology annotation, biological process: proton transmembrane transport. Gene Ontology annotation, cellular component: proton-transporting two-sector ATPase complex, catalytic domain. Lineage: Eukaryota; Metazoa; Arthropoda; Insecta; Neuroptera; Chrysopidae. The record is from RefSeq and is a predicted model, not a curated record.